Messenger RNA from Merops nubicus (carmine bee-eater), 1482 nucleotides. It is a transcript of the gene CNDP1, whose product is annotated as carnosine dipeptidase 1 (metallopeptidase M20 family). Gene Ontology annotation, molecular function: metallodipeptidase activity. Lineage: Eukaryota; Metazoa; Chordata; Aves; Coraciiformes; Meropidae. The transcript is spliced from 11 exons. Gene Ontology annotation, biological process: proteolysis. Gene Ontology annotation, cellular component: cytosol. Bases 1 to 1482 code for a protein of 493 amino acids. The record is from RefSeq and is a predicted model, not a curated record.
AUGUCCUCCUCAUCCUUUUCAGUGUUGGAGACAGAGAUCUUCGAGUACAUUGAUGUACAUCAAAGCGAUUUCAUUGAGCAUCUGAAGGAAUGGGUGGCUGUGGAAAGCGAUUCUGUUCAGCCAGAGCUGAGGAGAGAAGUGAUACGGAUGGUGGCGCUGGCAGCGGACAGACUUGCAGCGCUGGGAGCCUCUGUCACCUUGGUGAACCUGGGCUCACAUCAGCUGCCUGAUGGCCAGGACCUCCCAUUGCCUCCUGUGAUUCUUGGGGAACUGAGGAAGGAUGCACAGAACCCCACUGUAUGUUUCUAUGGCCAUGUGGAUGUGCAGCCUGCCAAAAAGGAAGAUGGCUGGAAAACUGAUCCUUACACCUUGACUGAAAUCGAUGGAAAUCUCUAUGGGCGUGGUGCAACAGAUAAUAAAGGACCUGUCCUAGCUUGGAUAAAUGCAGUGGAAACAUUUAGAGCCUUGAAGUUAGCUAUGCCAGUGAACUUCAAGUUUGUCAUAGAAGGCAUGGAAGAAGCAGGGUCCUUGGGGCUGGAGAAGUUACUUGAAGAAGAAAAGCAGAGGUUUUUCUCUGAUGUGGACUGUGUUGUGAUCUCGGACAGCCUCUGGCUGAGCAGCAGGAAGCCUGCCCUCACCUACGGGAGCCGGGGGAGCGCCUGCUUCACUGUGCAGGUUGAAUGUGGUGAGAAGGACCUUCACUCUGGAACCUUUGGAGGCAUCAUUCAUGAGCCGAUGACGGACCUGAUAGCUCUGCUGGACAGCCUUGUGGAUGCUGCAGGUCGUAUUCAGAUCCCUGGAAUCUAUGACAGUGUUGCUCCCCUGACAGAGGAGGAGAGGAAAUUGUAUGAAUCGAUUGAAUUUGAUCUAGAGGAACAUAAAAAUAAUAGUGGCGUGAAAAAAUUCCUCUAUGGCACCAAGGAAGAAAUACUUCUACACCUGUGGCGUUGCCCUUCUCUCUCUAUUCAUGGGAUUGAAGGAGCUUUUCAUGAACCAGGAAUUAAAACAGUCAUUCCAGCAAAAGUCAUUGGCAAAUUCUCAAUCCGUCAGGUGCCCCACAUGGACCUCUCAGUUGUGAAACAACAGGUGGUGGAGCACUUGGAGGGUGUCUUCUCCAAAAGGAACAGUCCAAACAAACUGAAAGUGUCUAUGCCUUUGAGUGCAAAGCCCUGGCUCGCUGAUGUUAAUGAUCCACCCUAUAAGGCAGCAAGGAGGGCAAUAAAAACAGUUUUUGGAGAAGAUCCAGAUUUUAUUCGGGAUGGUUCCACAGUUCCUGUUGCCAGGAUGUUUCAGACUAUAACACAGAGAAGUGUGAUGAUGUUUCCAAUUGGAGCAGCUGACGAUGGGGAGCACUCCCAGAAUGAGAAAAUAAGCAGACACAACUACAUUGAAGGAACCAAAGUGUUUGCAGCCUUUUUCCUGGAGAUAUCAAACCUACAUCGGCACUUACACGGAGCUUCCAACACAGAGACUAACAAUUGA